UAGGUGGCCAAAACUAUAAAGAAAAGAAAAAGUGAGGACAUAAAAGCAGAGCCGCCUCCUCUCUCCACCCCCCUUCUUUUUUCUUCCUUUUUUUAACUCGUUCAAAUCUCUCUCCCUCCAUUACCACCACUCCACUUCUCUUAUACGGUGCCUUGCUUCCUCUUCCUCGCCCCAUAUCCUCCCCUCCCCUCCCCUCCCCUCGCCGGCGAUGGCGUCAUCAUCGUUAAAACUAGAGUGGGGUUUCCCCGAACACUACAUGGAAAAACGCCAGCUUUUCCUUCGCAGCUAUCAGUUCUCUCGAAAGCCGCCCGGGGGGGCGGCAGAGCGGCUCCGGAGCUCCACCGUGCGAGUCGGCCGACUCAUCUGCUUCCGCCUCCGUGCUGCCCGCCGCCUUCCUCGUCUCCUUUGGGCACGGCUGCGCUCCGCCUUAUGGGUCCGCCGCGGCCGCCGCCACCGGCGUUUCUCUCUUAUUCCGCGGAGCGCCGCCGCGGGAUUCUGUUCAUGGUAGGUGGAAGCUUAAGGAUAUAGGAGAGCACUGCUGCUGCUUGCUUACAAUUAUCUCUGUUUUUCAGUGGUUUGGUUGAGAGCUUUGUAUAAUUUGAGAAAGUUAGAUCUUUUAUUUCUUCUUUUUUCUUAAUAUUAUGAAUAUGAGUUCUUAAUCUA
Messenger RNA from Phalaenopsis equestris, 663 nucleotides. RefSeq lists its product as uncharacterized. The record is from RefSeq and is a predicted model, not a curated record. The coding region runs from base 209 to 508 and encodes 99 amino acids. NCBI's taxonomy places the organism in Eukaryota, Viridiplantae, Streptophyta, Magnoliopsida, Asparagales, Orchidaceae. The transcript has a single exon.